GCAUCUUUGAGGCGGGUGGAGGGACCUUCUACUCUACCCUGUUGGUCGCUCUAAGCGCAACCGAGCCUUCCGGAUUGGCCGUCGUACUCCCCCUUUCUGUUCAAGGCCUGCCUCCUGCCGCCCUGAGCUUUGGUCCUCAAAUAGACCAUGGCCCUGAGAGCAUGUGGCUUGAUCAUCUUCCGAAGAUGCCUCAUUCCCACGGUGGACAAACCUGCAAUUGAGUUUCUACUGCUGCAGGCAUCAGACGGCAUUCAUCACUGGACUCCUCCCAAAGGCCAUGUGGAACCAGGAGAAAAUGACUUGGAAACGGCCUUGCGGGAGACUCAGGAGGAAGCCGGCAUAGCAGCCGGCCAGCUGACCAUCAUUGAGGGGUUCAGAAUGGAGCUCAAUUAUGUGGCCAGGAAGAAGCCUAAAACAGUCAUCUACUGGCUGGCCGAGGUGAAGGACUACAAUGUGGAGAUCCGCCUCUCCCAAGAGCACCAGGCCUACCGCUGGCUGGGGCUGGACGAGGCCUGCCAGUUGGCUCAGUUCAAGGAGAUGCAGGCCGCACUCCAAAAAGGACACCAGUUUCUCUGCUCCUCAGCAUCCUGAGCUGACCAGAGCAGAGUCAUUUACCUCAGUGGGAUCCUUGAGGGCCUUCUGAGAUGAACAGUGUCAGCCCGGGGAAGGUUGUGUGGGUCUUUGGCUCAUCGUACCAAAGAGCAGAUCGGUUAGUAAAAUCAGCUGAGAACUUCAGAGGAGAGCAAACAAACGUCUCAGCUGGGUGAAAAGGAAGGCAAAUGAGGAGUUUAAAAAAAGAAAAAAGUCUAGGCGCAGUAAGUUCGUCCUUGUAUUUUAUAAAUAAACUUCAGGCAGUUUAUCUGUCCAUCUAA
This is a messenger RNA of Neomonachus schauinslandi (Hawaiian monk seal), 872 nucleotides long. RefSeq names its product nudix hydrolase 2 (gene NUDT2). The record is from RefSeq and is a predicted model, not a curated record. Gene Ontology annotation, molecular function: bis(5'-nucleosyl)-tetraphosphatase (asymmetrical) activity. The coding region runs from base 148 to 591 and encodes 147 amino acids. Lineage: Eukaryota; Metazoa; Chordata; Mammalia; Carnivora; Phocidae. Gene Ontology annotation, biological process: ATP biosynthetic process; AMP biosynthetic process. The transcript is spliced from 3 exons.